Molecule: messenger RNA, 4074 nt
Organism: Paramecium tetraurelia
Lineage: Eukaryota; Ciliophora; Oligohymenophorea; Peniculida; Parameciidae
Exons: 3
Source: RefSeq, a predicted model, not a curated record
AUGUUUUAUAUCAACCUAUUAGAUUUCUCUAAUUAAUCCACUUAAGAAUUGAAAUAUCCUUUGCGUGAGUUUUUAAUUCGAUUCUUAAUAAAUAUUAUUAAUUUUGGAAUUACCAAAACACCAUAGAUGUAGCAGCAGCAUUAAUUUUCAUGUCCAUGCUCAUAUUGUAAGAACAAGAAGGAACAACAAUAGCCAUCUGUUCAUGAUUGUAAUUAAAUUGAAAGAGAAAAUGAAAUUUUGAAAGGUGAAAUCGCAAAGCUUUAAUAAUUUGCCAACUCGAAAGUCCCUGAAUUCUAAUAGUUGCUUAGAGACAAUCAAUAGAUGAAAAAAACAUUAGAUCAAAUGAAUUAAUAGAUAAAGGAAUAUGAGGAAGAAAUUUAGAGAUAAAAACAAGUUAUAGACAGAUUGAAUUUUGAUUUAGACAAAUCCAAGAGAGACAAUGAAUAGUUGCUUUAGGCUUUGAAUGAUAUCAAGCAAAGAGGGUUAUCAUAGGAACAAUCUCUUUUGCAGGACAAUCAAAGAAUGAAAUCUACAAUUGAUUCGCUGAAUAAUGAUCUAAGGAGUUUGCAAUAAGAAAUUUAUAGAUUAAAAUCGAUUAAUGAUAAAUCCAGAUAUGUCUAGGAUGAAUCAAACCGUUAUUAACAGGAGAAUUAAGCCAAUCUAGCCAGAAUUCGAUAAUUAGAGAUGUAGAUCAGGGACUUGAUGUCAAAGGAGGAAAGCUAUCAACUCCAGAUAACUAGAGCAGCCCAAGGAACAAAUACAGAAAAUCAACUAUUGAAGGAUCAAAUAGCUCAAUUGAAUUAACAAUUGCAUAUGAUGCAAAAGCAAUAUUAAAAAUAAUUGGAUGAUGUGAGAUAGGAUUAGGAUAGGAUGAUUUCGGAACAAAGAAACACAAUAAAUAUCUAAAUUAAGGAUUAAUUGCAGAGAGAUUAAUAAAAGUGGAUGGAUGAAAGAGAGGCGUUGCUUCAUGAGAUAUAGUUAUUGAAAUAGCAGUUGGCUUAGAAUGAAUUAUAAGUUACAAGGAAAAGACAAUUAUUGGAAGAUGAGGCGAAUAAGAAUUAGUAAUUCAUAGUAGAAAUGGAAUAGGCAAAUGGUUAACUUUAGAAUAAAUUGAGGGAUCUUCAAAUGCAAUUGCAAUAGUCUGAAAAGGACAAAAUGAGAAAUGAUUAAUAUGUGAGAAAAAUUGAUGAGUUGUAAUUGUAAGUUGAAUAAUUACAAAGACAAUUGUAUGAUUUGACGAGCAAAUACAAUAACUUAUUGAGUCAAUACGAAUAGAAGAAAUAUCAGAUUGAUUAAUUGAAUGGAUAAUUGAAUGUCAGUUAGGACAAUGAAAAGUAAAAGAUUAUGAAUUUGGAGAGAUAAAUUAGGGAAUUAUAAGAUUAAUUGGCUGAUACGUAGAGAUUAAGACAGCAAUUACAUUAGAUGAAUGAGAAUUACAGUGCUUUGUAGAUUACAUUUAAGAAUUCAUAAAAGUAAUUAUCAGAGGCGGAUGAGUUGAGACAAGAAUUAGAUGCAUUAUUUCAAGAAUUGGAAUAUUAUAAGUAAUAGGAUAUGAAGAGUAAACAAGAUUUAGAUAGGUAUAAGUAGCAAUUAAUAAUAAUUGAGAAUAAACAUAGUUAAUAAUCGAAUUAUGAAAUUGAAAAAUUAAGAUAAUAAAAUCAAUAAUUGAUUGAUGAAUUGAAUGAGUGGAAGAAUAGAAAUAAAUAAUUAGAGGGAAAACUUCAAUAAUAAAUAGUUAUGUUGAAUCAAGCUUAGAAUGAUUUGCAAGCCCAUCAAGCAUUAAAUGAGAAAUAAUAAUAUGCUUUGAAUGAAAGCAAUUAAUUAAGAGUCAAGAUAAAGGAACUGUUGGAUUAGAUUUAAUACUUAGAAAUGGAAUUAAACAAAAAGGAUAAUCUCAUUUAGGAUUUAUAAAUUAGUUUGGAUUAGUUUAGUAAACAAAGAGAUUCAUUGAUUAUAAUCGAAAAGGAGAAGAAAGAUUUUGAAUAUCGUAUAAUCUAAUUAGAGAAGCAAUUGGCAGAAUUAACAAUGUACAAAACACAAUUUUAGGAUCUCUAAUUUAAAUAUAAUAAUUUAGGUUAAGAGUAUGAAAGUUUAAGAAAAGAUUACGAAUUAUUGAGAUAUAAAUACGAUGAAAUCAACAACUAAUAUAUAUAAUCUAAAAAGUAGAUUAACAUUCAAAUCAAUAGUGAAGUAGAAGCAUUAAAAUCAGAGAUUUAGACAUGGAUUAUCAAAUGUAAGACAUAUGAAAGUGAGAUCAGUUUUUUGAGAUCCACAAUCAACGAUUAUUAGGAAAUAGAAUAAGAGUCAGAAAUGUUGAAAUAGGAAUUAGAAACAUGGUAGAUUAAAUUUGCUGAUGCAGAUAGAGAGAGGAUUCAAUUGAGACAAAGUAUUUAAGAGUAUGAGAAAUUCAAAUUCAGAAUAAGCGAACUUGAAAGGGAGAUAUCAAAUUACAAGUAUAAACUUGAGAGUACUGAAAAAGAAAGAGAUGGUGCCAGAUAAUAAUUAACAAUAUUGUAAUAACAAAGAGUUCAAUUUGAAUAAAUUAAAAAGGAGUAUGAUUCACUUGUAUACAAAUUCUAGGAAUAGGAAAGGGACAAUUUAUCAUUACGUAAUGAAAUUGAAAAUUUGAGACAGCAAUUGAUCUCUUUGUAAUAACUUAAAUAACAGUUAAUAUUAAUUGAACAAGAGAAAUCAUAAUUGUUGUAUAAGAUUGAAGAAUUUGAUAGGGAAAGACAAUUGUUAAAAUAGCAGAUUUCUAGUGCUAAUAAUAUUAAGAUGGAAUCUGAGAGUUUGAAGAGAGAGUAUGAAAUGCUCAGAAUGAAGUUGGAAUCAAGUGACAGAGAGAUUUCGACCAUGAGGUAAUAGCUGACUUUGGCAAGCAAUCAGAAAAUAGAAUUUGAUAGAUUGAGAUCCGAAUAUCAAUAGUUGAGAAUGAGUUUUGAAGAUUCAGAAAGAGAAAAAUAAGGAUUGAAAUAAUAAUUGUAAAUUGGAAUCAAUGUGAAGAAUGAACUAGAGUAAUUUAGAAAAGAGUAUGAUUUAAUAAGAUUAAAGUUUGAGGAAAGCGAAAAGGAAAAAAACUAAUUAAGAAUACAAUACCAAAGUAGCCAAAGUAAUGUAAAUGGUUAUAAAAUUUAGAUAGAACAAUUGAGUUCGCAAAUUAAUCAAUUUUAAUCAUAAGAACUAGUAAUGAAGAGAGAAAUCGAAAUGUUGAUUUAAUAAAUUGAUGUUUAUAAGAAGGAUCAAAUAAACAAGUAAUAAUAAAUUUAAGAAUAUUAAUUCAAAUAUUAGGAAAUCAUGAAAGAGUAUGAAAAUUUGUAGGGCAAACAGAAAAAUAUAGAUGUGGAUGCGUUGAUGUAUGAAAUAUAUGAAUUGAAGAAGUAAUUAGCUUAAAAAGACAAGCAAUAUGAGUAUGAGAGACAAGAAAUCAAUGAACAAAAGUUUCAAAUGGAAAAGAGUGUGAAGAUAAGAUUGGAACAGGAAAUACGCAUUUUGAAUGAGAAAUUUAAUAGUGAAUUGAAUGAAUUGAGAAGAUAAAUUUAAAUUGAAAAGUAGGAGAAACUAAAGUUGGAAUCAGAACUGAGAAUUAAGUAUGAGUAAUAGAUUAUGCAACUUUAACAAUAAAUUAAACCAUCUGUGGAUGUUGAUGCUUUGAUGUAUGAGAUAUUUGAGUUGAAAAAAUAAGCAGUUACUAAAGAGUAAGUAAUUGAAUAAAUGAAGAAAGAACAAUAUCAAUUGAGAGUACAAAUGGAAUAAAGAUAUAAUGAGUAAAAACUGCAAUUUGAAUCUGAAAUUAGAAUGAAAUUAGAAAGGGAGUUGAGGAUAUCAAUAGAAUCAGAUCUUAGAUACUAGAUUGAGAAUGAAUACAACUUUGAAUCAAAUAUUUAAGAUUAUGUUCUAUAGAUUGAAAAGUGGAAGUCUGUUUGUUAAAUGAGAGAUGAAGAGAUAGCACAUCUGAGAGGAUUGCAGUAAGCAUUAAAAGAGAAAUUAAAUUAAUACACAUCUGAAAUUGAAUCAUUGAGGACAUAAUUGGCUUUGAUGCAAGGAGAUAGAAGAACAGUAUAUUAAAUAAAAUGA